AUGUUGCAGCUCCCAAAUCAGAAUCAGAACCAGAACCAAGAUCAGAAGCAGAAGCAGAAUCAGAAGCAGAAUCAGAUCCAGUGUCUUGGUCUUCUGGCUCCGUUUCCGACUGCUCGCUCAUCAAAGUACUCUCGGCAGGAGUGCGGUCAAAAGAGACCUGGCCGAUAUCCUCUUUGA
Molecule: messenger RNA, 177 nt
Organism: Microbotryum saponariae
Lineage: Eukaryota; Fungi; Basidiomycota; Microbotryomycetes; Microbotryales; Microbotryaceae
Source: the annotation of a GenBank genome assembly